Molecule: messenger RNA, 1440 nt
Organism: Rhea pennata
Lineage: Eukaryota; Metazoa; Chordata; Aves; Rheiformes; Rheidae
Gene: KYNU
Product: kynureninase
Exons: 13
Coding region: 16-1440 (474 amino acids)
Biological process (GO): NAD+ biosynthetic process
Cellular component (GO): cytoplasm
Molecular function (GO): pyridoxal phosphate binding; kynureninase activity
Source: RefSeq, a predicted model, not a curated record
CUGAAUGACCUGAACAUGGACCCGUCUUCCCCUGUGUUUCCAGCAGCCUUUCUGGAGCGAACUGCCUCGCAGCUCGGAUGCCGUCCAGCCGACGAGAAACUUGCUCUUCACUUAGAUGAAGAAGAUGAGUUAAAGCACCUUCGUGAAUGUUUCUAUAUCCCAAAAGUCAAGGAUCUGCCUCCAACUGAUCUGAGCCUGGUGAAUGGUGAUGAAAGCUGCAUAUACUUUGCUGGGAAUUCUCUUGGGCUCGAGCCAAAAAAAGUUAAGACCUACUUGGAUGAAGAGCUGGACAUGUGGGCGAGAACAGGUGUCCAUGGCCAUUUCAAUGGUAAGCGCCCGUGGGCUUUGGCAGACGAGUGCAUCGUGGACCUGAUGGCUGAGCUUGUGGGGGCCCAAAGACAGGAAGUAGCCUUAAUGAAUGGGCUAACUGUUAAUCUGCACCUCCUGCUGCUAUCUUUUUUUAAGCCUACACCCAGACGCUAUAAAAUUCUUCUAGAAGCCAAAGCUUUUCCCUCCGACCAUUAUGCUAUCGAAUCCCAGCUUCAACUUCAUGGGCUGGACGUGGAGGAAAGCAUGCUCAUGAUACGGCCGCGGGAGGGGGAGGAGACCUUGAGAGCUGAAGAUAUCCUUGCCAUAAUUGAGAAGGAAGGGGACUCUAUUGCCGUAAUUCUGUUCAGUGGAGUGCAGUACUACACAGGACAGCUGUUUGACAUCCCUCGAAUAACAAAGGCUGGCCAAGAAAAGGGUUGCUUUGUGGGAUUUGAUCUGGCUCAUGCUGUUGGUAACGUAGAACUUCAUUUGCAUGACUGGGGAGUAGAUUUUGCCUGCUGGUGUUCCUACAAGUAUUUAAAUUCUGGAGCAGGAGGCCUAGCUGCUGCCUACAUCCACGAGAAGCAUUCCAAGAGUAUUAAACCAGCGCUAGUUGGCUGGUGGGGUCAUGAAUUCAAAACACGAUUCCUCAUGGAAAACAAAUUGCAACUAAGUGAAGGAAUUAAUGGCUUUCGGUUAUCGAAUCCUCCAAUUUUACUGGUCUGUGCUCUGCAAGCUAGUUUAGAGGUUUUUGGUCAAGUCACAAUGAAAGCGUUGAGAAGGAAAUCCAUUCUACUUACUGGUUACUUGGAAUACCUGAUAAAACAUCACUACAGUGAGGAUAAAACAAAUCCAGAGAAGCCUUUUGUUAAAAUAAUCACCCCACCUCAGACCGAGCAAAGAGGAUGCCAACUCACGCUAUUUUUUUCUCUUCCAAUCAAAUCUGUAUUUAAAGAGCUGGAGAAGAGAGGAGUAGCUUGUGACAUGCGAGAACCCAACGCUCUUCGUGUUGCCCCAGUUCCUCUCUACAAUUCUUUCCAUGAUGUGCACAGAUUUAUCGAAAUCCUGGGAUCUGCAAUUACCGCUUCAAAACAAACAGCAAACAAUACCGUGCUAUCUGCUUCUAAUUGA